This is a messenger RNA of Botrytis byssoidea, 2913 nucleotides long. RefSeq lists its product as uncharacterized. The record is from RefSeq and is a predicted model, not a curated record. The coding region runs from base 1 to 2913 and encodes 970 amino acids. NCBI's taxonomy places the organism in Eukaryota, Fungi, Ascomycota, Leotiomycetes, Helotiales, Sclerotiniaceae. The transcript is spliced from 4 exons.
AUGCCUUCAAUAUCUUCUCUUCUGAAGCAUAGAAGUGAAAGUCAGAAUGAGAAUCGCAUGAGCUUGAGUUUGAGCGUGACUCCAGAGAAGUUACAAAGAAAAUCGAAGCGCAACUUCUUUCGCAACCUUUUCAAAAUCUCUAGUUUCUCUUCCAAAGAUAAACCGGGGAAGGAGCAGUCCGUGACAAUCCCAAUACAAACUCCCACAACCAACCCUUCAAGUCCCAUGUCGAAUCAUAAUAAACCUCUUCCGCCACCACCACCUUCAAUCAAGGAGUCUGCGUCUUCGGAAGCGAUAUCUUCUAGGCCUUACAAGAAACUAGAUAGAAUAAUCUCACCUCUUACGGAUCAAGAGCUUCGCGAACUAUUUUCUGGAGCUCCUCAAUUUUAUGCACGAUCUGAAGGUCAUCAUACAAGCGCACCGUAUCCUAAGAUAGCUUUCCCUUGGGAUUUAAGUUUGCAGAUACGAGAUCUGUCCGAUCAUGUGCAAAUACAAGACGAAGCAUGGGGUUGUAUCACAGCGUGGCCUCAUAUUACGAGAGAAGCCCCGAUAAGUCUGGAAGGUGCGAAGGUUACUAGCAAACGCCGUGCCUAUUUCAUGCCACGAUGUCGCGAACGACCGAACAUGCUCAGUAUGCAGGGCAUUGAAAGGGGAACUGUGGGGUACCAAGCGGCUUUGGAGUUAGGUGUAGCCGAUGCGUUGAACGAACCUGAGGAAAUACAGCCUGAUGCUGGGCUCUAUUCACUUUUCUAUAGGCGAAGGGGAUUCGCAAAUGGCAAGAAUGGAAUAAGACCUCUCGAUGAGCCCGCUGUUUAUGAACAUCUCAUGGACAUUGGUGUUUCUUACCACGAGGAUCAAAUGCAUAGCCGCUCUACUGUCGAGUUAUAUUCCGAGCUCUUCACACAGAUUCUGUUUCCGCCUUCUAGAGUUACAGAUACAGAUGAUCCUUAUAGCCUGCAGGUACAAAUCGAGGUACUUGUGAAGGUCUUAGCUGAACCUAAUAUUUGGGUUGAUUUUAGCUUUGUCGAAUGGAGAAUUCGUCUUGGACAGAUACUGUGGGGCCAGCAACUCGAAAGUGAUCUAGGAGACGGCAUCUCUAGCAAUAGUGAAUUCACGAAUGAAUCUGAAGACCAGAAGUAUUGGCUGUUGUUGCAAAUAUUACUUUCGUGUGAGUUGUUAGUGCGACUUGAUACAGUGUCUCAGAAUAUCGAUAAUGGCCUGGAGCCCGCUAAACCUGCUGAUGUCAAAAAACUCGAAAAAAGUAUGACGCCCAGUGUUAAGUGGUCUCUUAUCUUAGCUCGAUCCUGGCUCGAAAACAUCCGCAUUGAACAAAGUGUUUCCGAAAUCAUUCCAGAGAGGAAAGCUUCUGGGUGGUUAGCAUCGUUGACUGGAGCAUCAGCCUCUGUCGAGAAAAGUGCACCGUCCGAAAGUGUCCAAACAUAUACAUUUCGUGGGAGGAAUGAGACUCGACAAUUAGCCGGACUAUUACACUUCGCUCAAAAAUUAAAAUGGCCUCAUCUGGAUAAAUUGAACGAAAAGGUCUCGUCAAAUGAUAUAUACAUUUCCGACAGUACACAAAAUACUCCAUCUACUGGAACACCGAUGUCGGUUUCAACACAAAAAACUUCCUAUUUCAUGAGCCAACGACCUAUUCCGCGACGAGGCUUAUCAAGAUCGACACAGAGAAUGUCUGCUCUGAUACAUUCUUCUGGAUGGCUGUCAAAUUCUUACAUCAGUGGCCUGAUGCUCCCUGGUGAAGGUCUAAGCCAUUUUUUAAUCUCAACAUUAUUAGAAAACGAUGAUGCUGCAGUUGAGAAAUUGGGAGAUGAGGCCAACCUGUAUGGUGGGUUUGUAUUUGGCCAAAGAAGUUUUUGGAGCACAGCUUGUAUAAUUGGUCGAGUUCUGGCUGCUGGUAAAAACUCGUCUGAAUGUAUGGGAUGGAUAUCAUCGAAUGUUAAACCUAGAGGGAUCUCUGGCGAGGCUUGGGUUAAUAUAGAUGUUGAUACAGCAUCACUAGAAGAUGCUACCUCAGAUACCCCUAGAAUACUUCAAAAAGCUACUAUUGAAAGGGAUGGAAGUGUUAUUGGUGGAGCAGAUCCUUCAUCAAUACUCCCGGGUGAUUUUGUCGCAGUUUACGAUCCCCCGACAUUGAAUUCUCCGUCGAUAACUUUUGAGUCACUAGAUCUUUUCGCUGUUGAUUCAGAUGAGACAACGCCUACUGAAGAAGAGCCAACCCCGCAGACAGAAAUAACAACAGCGCCAAGUAUCAAAACAUAUUCUGCAAUGAUGAGAUUUCUAUUAAGUCUUGAUGGAGAUGAUAAGAAGGAAAUCAAUGUUGCUCUGACUCAUGAUGUUCAUUUCGUUACCGCUCAUCCAUGUGUAAAAUCUCAUAGCAUCGAAGUACUGAAGUCUCCUACAAGUCCAUUAUUCCAACAAAAUGGUGAUGGAAGCGAUCAAAUUCCUAAUCCGAAUAUGGGCCACCCCCUCCACAAAGCUUUCACAUACGCAAUCAUACCUCUCCAACACAUAGUCACAUCCCCAGCAUCGAAAUCUCUUUCUUCUCUACUCAUCUCACCACCGAGGUCACCAGUCGAAGGAGCUUAUUCGGCAACUAUACAGGCGAGUGCUCAUACUACUACAAGCAAUAUCCCAAAAGUUUUGGUGAUAGAUUGUGCGAGUACAAUAUUACCCCCUUCGCCUCCUGAUGAGGUGGAUGUGGAUUUGGAAUUGGAAGUGGAGAUUGGAAGUGGGGGAACGAAAAAAGAAUUUGGCAGUGAUGCGGAGAUGUUGGUAAGAGCUUUAUGUGCAGAAAGGGGAUGGAAUGCAUUAGUCAGUAGGAAGGGGAGAGGUUGUUUAGCUUGUGCGAUUAGGGAGGCCGGGGCAAUAGGAUGGGGGGUCGUGAUCAGAGUUUAG